UGUCCAGCUGUUGUUCUUUGCACACAAACACACACACAGAGACACACCGGUGAGCGCUACGACGGGUCCCAGACUACUCCCUCAACUACCGACUUCACCCCCCCAACCCGUCGCCCCUGGCUCUCAUCUCCGCUGUUGGCCAGACGGACCGCAGACCGCCGCACACCUCGGUCCUUUCAGCAGGACCACCAACACCACGGACAUCAUGGAGGCCGUCGCCAUAUUUGACGCACCAGGAAAAGGCCGGGGACUCAAGGCCACCAAGGAGAUGUGGGCCGGCGACGUGGUGUUCUCAGAGGCCGGCCUCGCUGCCGUUGUAUUCGACAGUAUGGCGGAACGCAUAUGUCACAGCUGUUUCCGCAGCCAGCCCAAGCUUCAGCGGUGUGGUCAGUGCAGAUUUGCGCACUACUGCGACCGCACAUGCCAGCGCGCCGGCUGGGCAGAACACAAGGACGAAUGCGGUGCCAUCAAGACCUACGGCAAAGCCCCAAAUGAAAGCGUUCGGUUGACCGCGCGGAUCGUAUGGCGCCUGGACAAGGAGGGGAGCCUGGUGACCGACACACAGCUGACCACCGUGGAAGACCUGGAGGACCACAUCUUCGGCAUGCCCGACGACGAUCUCCAGGAGAUCAAAGUGGACAUCCACAACUUCCUGGACUACUGGCCGCGCAACAGCAAGCAGCACAGAGUCGACGACCUCUCACAUAUCUUUGGGGUGGUCAACUGCAACGGCUUCACAGUGAGCGAUCAGAAGGGGCUUCAGGCGGUUGGGGUGGGCCUGUUCCCCAACCUAUGUCUGGUGAACCACGACUGCUGGCCCAACUGCACAGUGAUUCUCAACCACGGCAAUCAAUCGGCUGUGAAUACUAUGUUUCACUCUCAACCGAGGAUCGAGCUGCGUGCCUUGGGUAAGAUCUCCGAGGGAGAGGAGCUGACGGUGUCCUACGUGGACUACCUGAACGUGUCAGAGGACAGACAGAAACUGCUGAAAGCGCAGUACUUCUUUGACUGCACAUGUGACCACUGCAAGAACCACACCAAAGAUGACGUGAAGAUGGCGGGCAAGGAGGUGGAUGGCGUCAAGGUACCUGAAGAGCAGGUGAAGGAAGCAUCAGAUUAUUGCCGUGUGACUCUGGAGAAGAUUAACAAGUCUCGUUUGAGUGGCGACUAUCAUGAGGUGGUCGUCAUGUGCAGAGACUGCAUGAAAAGAGCAGAACCAGUGCUGGCCGAAACACACAUCUACCUUCUGAAGCUAUGGAGCACACUGAGCGAGGUGCAGGCCUAUCUGCAGUUUAUUGAUGAUGCAGCAGACCUCUCCCGCAAAGUGGUUGAGGGCUACAACAAAAUCUACCACCCAAACAACGCUGCCCUGGGCUUGGCUACCAUGAGAUCUGGAGUCUCACACUGGCAGGCAGGGUUAAUAGACGUUGGCCACGGGAUGAUCUGCAAGGCCUAUGCAAUUCUCAUGGUCACUCAUGGACCUACUCACCCCAUCACUCAGGACCUAGAGGCAAUGCGCAUGCAGACAGAGAUGGAGUUCAGGAUGUUCACGCAGAACGAGUACGUCUACCAUAGCAUGAGAGAAGCAGCAUUGAAGAACCGACCCAUGACCAUGAUGAACGAACCCGUUUCUGUACAGGACGGAAUCAAGAACCUCUUCCACAGGAGGAAGUGAACAUUGCAGUCCAUACAAACCCCUUUUGUUGAACAAACGCUUGCUUUUGUAGCCCACACUAUACCCAAAUAGAUAAUAAAACUUCACCAAGUUC
Molecule: messenger RNA, 1769 nt
Organism: Gadus morhua (Atlantic cod)
Lineage: Eukaryota; Metazoa; Chordata; Actinopteri; Gadiformes; Gadidae
Gene: smyd1b
Product: SET and MYND domain containing 1b
Exons: 10
Coding region: 206-1675 (489 amino acids)
Cellular component (GO): nucleus
Molecular function (GO): histone H3K4 methyltransferase activity; protein binding
Source: RefSeq, a predicted model, not a curated record